UCUACUAUACAUUAGCAAAAUUUACUUGUUCCCAUUAAUAACACAUUUUCUUUUUCUUUGUUUUAACCAUGCCACGAAUUCUGGAGAAAUAUGAGUGAGGAAGCCGAUAUUUUCAAUUGGACACCCCCGGCCACAUCCACCCCUAAGGACAGAAAAAGGAAAAGGCUUCAACUUUCCCUAGACUUCAACGCCUGUUCUUCAAAUCAAAUAUUAACAUCUUGUCACAGCCAGAGUGUGUUUGGAGCAACUGAAACACCAGUUGUUGCCGAAAUUUCAGCAACAAACAAAGAUGUAAUGGACAUGUUGGAAAUUAUAUUACAAAAGCAAACAAAUUUGGAGACCCGGUUGGAUAGCUUGGAAGGAAAAAUGCUUGACAAAACUGAUGUGAUGGCUCACCAUAAAGUCGUGCGUGAGUCGAGAGUGCUAAUUAAAAAAGUACAUCAGAGUGUUUGCCGCAUAUCCGGAGAAACUGCGAAGAUCUCCACACAGAACUGGCCGUUCUUAUGCCAAUGCAAUCUUUAGAUGCUGGUUUUGAUUUGGAGGAAAAGCUAAUAGAAAAAAAUUACGAAGACGGAAUGAUAUCAUAUCUUUUCACCAUAAAAGGCUCUUCAGGAGAUAUUGAAGCGGUGAUGGUCGAUGCGGCAGAAAAUCGCUAUCUAAGUUGAAAAUAGUUAGCGUGGCUCUGUUUGAUAUUUUCAAACUCCAGGGCCGUAUAGAGUUUGAAAAGGAAGUACGAAAGAGCGUCGAAUACAGCCAUAAUAGGUAAAAGCAGAAACGCUAUUCAUCUAACAAACGGAAUAUGCCUUUAUAAAUAAGCUUAGCUUUAGACAAAUAAGUUUAGUUUUACACCUUAAUCAAGAGACUACCAAACUAAUAUAAAUAAUAGUACAAACUAAAUGUGAUCUCAAAUAU
Molecule: messenger RNA, 912 nt
Organism: Rhagoletis pomonella (apple maggot)
Lineage: Eukaryota; Metazoa; Arthropoda; Insecta; Diptera; Tephritidae
Exons: 6
Coding region: 91-522 (143 amino acids)
Source: RefSeq, a predicted model, not a curated record